GUCUUAUGAAUUCAAAGACUCGGAGAGUGAAGACUCAGCGAACAUGUUCGACACGUUAAAGGAAAGAAUGAGAGAGAAAAUCGUGCUACAGCGGCUGAUUGUGAUUGCCCGGCUCCCCCCUCAUCUUGCUGACAAGACAGAAAUAGGAGCUCAUUAUGAAAGACUUAACUUCCAGCUCAGCAAACAGUACAUCAUGGACUACAUGACAGGCCUUCUUUUAAUUUAUCCAUCCUGUGUGCUGCACAUUAUUGAAUCAUCCAGGGAGGUUCUGCUUUCUGUUUUGAAAGACCUGAAAGAGAUGCAACAGCAAGAAGGUGCCUUGUUGGAAGAUCCAAAGGUUGUGUUCAUGGACCAUCAUCCUGAGAGUAGACUGUUCCAACAGUGGAGCUACAAGCUUCUCAGGGCCAGUCAGGCUGUGAGAGACUCUGAAACACAGAAACUUGAGGAAGAGGAGGAGGCUACGGAGACUUUGGUUGUAACUGUUCUGUCAGCUCUGCAGAAACUGGGCGAACACAUGGAAACUUCUCAGAAGAAUGUGCCUGGGUUAGUGUUGGAUGAAACCCCAGAGUUGAUCAUCCCUCAGAAGGUUCUAGACAAACUUUUCACUCGAGAAGAACUCCUGACCUCUCAGCAGUACCUUCAGAUGUACAACUCACCAUUACACAUCAACAUGGACUUUGGACAAGUUAGUCGUAGCAGCUGCCUCACCACUGUCUGA
Cheilinus undulatus (humphead wrasse) is the source of this 718-nucleotide messenger RNA. RefSeq names its product testis-expressed protein 47. The coding region runs from base 44 to 718 and encodes 224 amino acids. The record is from RefSeq and is a predicted model, not a curated record. NCBI's taxonomy places the organism in Eukaryota, Metazoa, Chordata, Actinopteri, Labriformes, Labridae. The transcript is spliced from 8 exons. Gene Ontology annotation, molecular function: blue light photoreceptor activity; FAD binding.